UUAUAAUUUUAUGGCUAUGUUGAAAAAAACAACAUGGCGGACCGACGGAGUUCAAAUUUGUGAUCUAAAUUGUAGUUUAUUUUGUGUGUAGUGUAUAUUUCUAUUAUUGUAGACUAAAAACUUUUAUAGAAACAUACAUAGUGACACAAAAUACAACAUAUGGUGAAUAACGUGGUUGAUAAUCAAUGAAAUGUCGUUCCCGCCACGGCCGCCACUUGUGCCGUACGGGAUCGCACCAGGAGUGGUCACAAUGUCGAUGCCUACACAUGUGAUGGUAGGCGCGUACGGGGCGAGCAGUGCGGGCGGGCGCAGCGCCCUGCUGCCCGCCCCCAGCGCGGCGGCGGCGGGGGCGGCGGGCGGCAAGGCCGUCAUCUCGCGCGGGCCCACGCGCAACGCUAACGGCGCCAAGGAGACGGACGGACCGCCCGUCACUGUGUUUAUUGGUAACAUAUCCUCCCGAGCGCCUGACGCGAUGAUCCGCGCCCUCCUCACCGCUUGUGGGCCCGUCCUCAGCUGGAAGCGGGUCUCCACGUUCGGGUUCAGCGAGUUUGCGAACCCGGAGGCUGCGCUGCGAUGCGUCCGUCUGCUGAACAACAGACCGCUCGCUGACAAGAAAUUGUUAGCACGGACAGAUGGCAAGAUGCAGGCGCUUGUAGAUACUUAUAAGACGGAGCAGCGUUCCAAAAUGGAGGAGGGUGGUGGGGGUGGUGGCGGCGCAGGCGCAAGUAACAGCAGCGGCGAGGACGCGUCGUACCUGGACGCCCGCCAGCGCGCGCUGGACGACGCGGCGGGGCGGCGCCUCGACCAGAUCGUGCGCGACUACCAGCACGAGAUCAACAACUACGAGACCAUACAGAAAGAGGAGGCGAUAUCAAAAACAGCGCGAGUCCUCGAGGAGGCUGACAUCUCGGAGGAGAAACGCGACGUGAUCCACCGCGAGAUCGGCAAGUUCCGCGAGAGCAUGAAGGAGGAGGCCGACGUCGUCGUGCGCCGCAAGAGGGACGUCAAGGACGAGCCGCGCGACAAGGACCGCGAGCGAGACCGCGAGCGCGACCGCGACCGCGAGCGCGACCGCGAGCGCGACCGCGAGCGCGACAAGGACCGGGAGCGCGACCGCGAGCGAGAGCGCGACCGCGAGCGGGACAAGGACAGGCGCCGGCGCAGCGUGUCCAGGACAAAGGAACGUCGUGACGACCGUGACAAGGACAGAGAACGCGAACGCGAGGAGAGGGAGCGGGACAGAGAGAGGGAGAGGGAACGCGAGAGGGAGCGAGAGAGAGAAAACAGAGAAAGAGAACGGGAAAGAGAGCUCCGGGAAAGGGAGAGGGAACGGGAGAGAGAAAGAGAAAGAGAACGUGAGCGCGAACGCGAGCGCGACCGCGAACGUUCUCGCGAACGUGACCGCGACCGAGAGCGCGAACGCGAGCGUGAUCGCGAACGUGAUCGUUCGCGCGGACGCAGUCGCAGCGAGGCCGACUCGCGACGGGAGAAGGAACUCGAGGAGGAAGCGAGAGAGAAGAAGAGAUUGGAAAAGAAGGCCAGGGAGAAGGAGGCCGCUUAUCAGGAGAGGUUACGCAACUGGGAGGGACGCGAGCGACGCAAGGCGAAGGACUACGAGAAGGAGAAAGAGAGGGAGCGCUGCCGCGAGGAGGAGCGGGAGAAGGAGGCCAAGCGGCUGAAGGAGUUCCUCGAGGACUACGACGACGAACGCGACGAUCAUAAAUACUACAAAGCCAAGGAGCUGCAGCGACGCCUCGGCGCGCGAGUGAGGGAGGCGGAGAGCGACGCGCGCGAGAGGGAGAGGGAACAGGACGAGCUCGAUGCUCUCAAGAAGGAGAUAUUCGCCGACAAGCCGCUCGAUGAUCCCACCGCCACUGCCGCCUUCGAAAAGGCUAAACGCGAACAAGAAGAGUUGUACAAGCCGCGUUUACUGAUCGACGUGAGCCUGCAGGUGGAGCAGCAGAGGGAGAGAGAGGAACAGAGAGCGAGGCAGAGGGAGGAGGCGCGCAGGGAGGCUCGCGAGCGCUUGGCUCGGGAGAAGGAGAGGUACCUGCGGGCACAAGCGACCAGACAGCUACCCACCGAGGCUGAACCCAUCGACUCCGAUGACAGCGGCGGCGGCGCGGAGGCGGCGGCGGUGUCUCCGCUGUCGGCCUCGCCCGCGCGCGCCGCCUCCGAGCCGCCCUCGCCCGCCGCCACGCCGCCGCGCCACCACCGCCACCGCCACCGCCACCACCACGACCACCACCAGCCCACCACGCCCCGGGAACAGAGUCCAGACGGUGGGUCGACUCCCCCUCCGCCCACAACGACGACGCACACGCAUAGCGGCGCGUCUGCGAACAGUUCCCCCAUCACGAUAAGCUUCAAGAAUCACCACAAACAGAGUCCCGGCAGCAUCACCAACACGCCGAACACGGACGCGCUCCGCGGCCGGCGCGCGCACGCCGCCUUCAGCCUCGACGACGACGAGCACGAGCCCGCGCCGGCGCCGGGCAAAGAGAAAAAAGACAAAGACAAGAAGAAAGGAGAACCAGGGUCUGACAAGGAGAGCAAGAGCGCCGAGGAGAAACGGAAGCACAUAAAGAGUCUCAUAGACAAAAUACCCACGCAGAAGGAGCAGCUGUUCCAGUACAAAUUAGAUACAUCGCAGAUCGACAAACCGCUAAUGGAGAAGAAGAUCAGGCCGUGGAUAAACAAGAAGAUCAUAGAGUACAUCGGCGAGCCGGAGCCCACGCUCGUCGACUUCAUCUGCAACAAGGUGGAGGCCGGCUCCGCGCCGCAGGGCAUCCUCGACGACGUUCAGAUGGUGCUUGACGAGGAAGCGGAAGUGUUCGUGGUCAAGAUGUGGCGGCUGCUGAUCUACGAGCUGGAGGCCAAGCGCGCCGGCCUGCACAAGUAACGCGCCACACACUCGUUUGUGACCAGUUGGACACUUAGCGUAUUCACAAACAAUACUAUAAGUACGCACUGUGCGCCUGAGCACUGUACGCAUGUUGGCAAUUACAUAGUUUCUUUUAGCCUUAUUCAGCUUUGUUUAUCGUUUAUCUAACAGCCAACUGUUUUUUUUAUCUUAGCCAAUCAUAGUGCCUAUGCCUACAGAUUGCGAAGUCUGUCAUGUCGAAAACAUUGACAAACAGACUUAUGGCAGUUUUGCGUAUUUAAGUAAUGCUUGUGAAUACGGGUCUUAGACAAUACAUAAAGGACGCGGCUUGAAUGAUCUUUCUUUUCUAAAGUAUGAGAUCGUAUGCUCACGCGCAGGUUUGUUAAAACUGUUGUAUAUGGCAUUAGUGUGUGUAAAACGGACAAAUGUUUAAGAUUUUCUUAUGUAUGCAGACAUAACUCAAAACUAUCACGUUUGAAGUGAUAAAAUUUUUAGUUCGCGGCAAUAAGUACUGCACCUGAUGGUAAGUGGAGUGGGGUCGAAUAGAAUGUCGACUGACGAGAGAUGAUUACCUCUUGGUACUAGACACAAUUAUGCCGGCCUGUUGGAGCCGGAUAUACACAGGCUGAUCCCGUAACGCGACACACUUACGUGGGCCACUAUGGCGGGUUAAAGUCCUGUGUACGGUGAUCUAUCUGGGCGAAUAUAAAAUAUACCUACCACAAACAAGAAACGUGGCGCAUCCUUUAUAAAUGGUUUAAGGUAGUUGACCGUAAAUUACGGAGGUGAUACGUACAAGUGACAAAUGUUUUAAAUUAAAAUACGGCAUCUAUUGUAUAUAAAAUUAAGUCAUGUGAUUAUAUCGCCUCUAGUGGAGAAUGCAAGUCAAUCUAUGCCGUGAAGUUGGUUGCGUUUUGCCUUCUGUACACCUAGCACGGAUACUGAUAGUAUUCGGUAAGUUAUUGUUUAAGUAAUAUUUUGUAUAGGAAUUUCAAUAGCGCCCCAGUGAGCGUAUUUAGAACUAAAAUUUGAGAGGACAUAAGCGCGUGUAAACUUUGAAUAUUAAAUCGUGUAGCCAUGGUAACAGCAAACUCAAAAUAUAGGAAUCGGCGAAUCAAUUUUUUGAUGCAGUGUUUUUGAAACUACUAUAGAGAUUUGUCUAAUAAGUAUGUAAGAACAAAUUUGACAAAUAUUUUGCUGGGAAGUGAAAUCGGAAUCGAGAAUUGCAAGAUAUAAGCAUAUCAGUUGAACAGACUGCCUGCCUCACAACAAAUAAUAAUAGUGAAUUAUUUACUUAAACAUUAACUUACUCGAUACUAAUUUAUGGCGCAAUUCUUUAUUCGUGCUAGGGGCACUGUUUAGUCUUUGGAUAUAUUUGUAACGUUUGUUGCUAACUUCAGUAGAAUGAUCAGAGAAGUGCCACGAGGCGGGCGCCACGGUGUAGUUACUCAAUUGACAUUUUAUUUUUAGUCUGUAGCCGCGUUUAUUUUGCAAAUUGACUGACGCUGACGAAAUCAGGACUUCGAAUAGCUAACAAUAAAGCAAUUAAAUAUAAUGUAAAAAUAAUCUGAUUGGUUGAUUUUCACGAUAGAUCCGAAGGUAGGAAUGCAGAACCUUGAAAUCGUCCGUUAGGAUCUAUAAUCCACAUAUCAGAGCCCUGCUUGUUCGGAUCCCUAAUCUAUGAGCUCAGUGACAUAUCUAAAUAAUGACAUGCGCUGCUCAUGCGCACGUAUCUCGGCAGAGGGAGCCACUUCCACUGGUCUUAGACGCAAUAGAAAAAUUAUGACAUUAACUUAAUGAAGUUAAGGUCCAAUAAUGACCUGCUUGUGUGUCGCAUAAAUAUAUUGAUAAAGGGUAGACGAAGACAAUUGUAUAUGUUUGUCCCCACCCUAUAAUUUAUGGAAGUAAAACCAUUCGUUCUCACAAUAUGGACUCUAAGCAAUUAGAAGGAAAGAAUGAAACGUUUAGCCGAUCAUAGAGAGUUAUGUCUGGUCAUACUGCACUGGCCAGUGUGCAGUGUUACUGUAUGGAUAGCAAAAUCCACAAUUCACAACUCAAUGUUUUUGUGAACUGUACUGAUGUUAUUUGUACGAAUUUCCUAUGUAUUUCAAUAAUAAAGCUGUAUUCAUUUUUGUGUUGUCACACGGAUACUGUGCGCGUACGCGGUUUUGUCAUAUUUAUUUAUAUAUUGUAUAUAAUAAAUGUGGUAAUUAAUGUAUUGAUGUACAUUUUGAAGGCUCUAGACCCGCUUCAACAAAACUGAGACUGCAAUAUUUAAGGUUCAUUCUUUUAGCUCAUCCGGUCUUCCAUUCACAUGUUCGGUCAUUCGUUCCUCUACAGUCUACAGAAUGUAUGUCGUUUAGUUUUGACGCAACAAUGGAGUACGCGCGGUUGUGAUUGUGUGUGAGUGAAUGAAUGAAUGAUUGUAUGGAGAUUGUUGCGUACAUUUAGUGUAACGUUAAGUUUAAUUACCUCUUAGUUGAUAUAAAUAAAUAUUAUUACUACGA
This is a messenger RNA of Manduca sexta (tobacco hornworm), 5391 nucleotides long. Its product is annotated as RNA-binding protein 25. Gene Ontology annotation, molecular function: mRNA binding. NCBI's taxonomy places the organism in Eukaryota, Metazoa, Arthropoda, Insecta, Lepidoptera, Sphingidae. The transcript has 21 exons. Gene Ontology annotation, biological process: regulation of alternative mRNA splicing, via spliceosome; mRNA processing. The record is from RefSeq and is a predicted model, not a curated record. Bases 191 to 2902 code for a protein of 903 amino acids. Gene Ontology annotation, cellular component: spliceosomal complex.